AUGAACGGCAUGAAACGAUCAUGGGAGGACAUGGACACCGCCGCUGUCAUGGACUCCUUUGCAGCAACGUUUGGAAAUCAUAAUCACAAUCAUAACCACAACCACAACCGGGAACAUGACCACGACCACGGCAGCGUCACCAUCACCACAGAUGGCACCAGACUCGAUGACAAGGCGUCGGCCGCUUCGCGCCAAAAGAGCUGCAACGCUUGUGUGAGGGGCAAGAGACGCUGUGACAAGCGCACGCCUCAGUGUAGCCGGUGCUUGGCCAAGGGUUUGGGCUGCGUCUACCAGAAAUUGCCUCCAGGCGCAUCCGCGGCCUGCAAUAAUGAGCAGUCAUCAUCGUCCACCGGAGCCUCCGCGGCCAACCUCACCUCCUCGUCUUCCUCCGCCACAGAGUCCGCAAGACCGCUGGGCUCGAUAAACGGCUCGUGCCCUGCCUCCGCGGCCGCAGGGAGCGCUGCUGGAGCUGGAGGGGUUCACACCGUCUCUUCUUCUGCCGCGAGCACUGCGUCCUGUGUCUCUGACGUGCCCGAUUUUGACAUGGGCUUUGACAUUGACACCUUGGGUACAGAUACUAGCCCCGAGAGCCUUCAAGCUGACGUUGGUGUGCCGCUGGGAAGUUCUGGCAAUGGCGAUGGCUCUGGCGGACUAGACUUUUCCAUUGUCGACUUGAUGGCUCAGACUGCCGGCACCGAACACGAUAUUUGGAAUCUGCAUCCGUUUGCCGACGCGGCGACGACAACGGAUAAGUUGCAUAUUCCGCCCGUGCCUGCUGGUCUUUCUGCCAUGGCACCGUCGUCUCUGCACAAUCAGCAGCAGCAACAGCAACUGCAGCCUGUUCGUGACGUAUCACUCAUCAAGGACCUCGACGCCGCCUGCAUGGAGAUUGACCCUUUGUCUGUCCAUGACCCGAGCUCUCGAAUUGGCCAUACCGUGGGCUUUUUGACCAGCAUGCACAGCACCUUUUCACAAACGAGAGCGCUGCCCUUUAUGCACCCUCGUCUCUGGGCUGGCCAAUUACCCAAGGCUAUCCUUGCGGCGUUUUCAGCAUCAUCUGCCUACGCGGCGCGCAGCCCGUCUAACAAGGGAUGGACUGUUCGUCUGCUGGUUGAUGCGGGUCGAGAGAUUCACCGUGAGGGUGAGCGUGCCAUUACCAAUGAGGAUAAGUUGUCUCGCGUCCAAGCUCUGUUAAUUCUCAACUCCAUGAGAAUAUUCGAUGGUGAUUUGGGGUUGAGGGCCGCCGCAGAAAGAGAGGUGCCAGUCAUGAUGUCGUGGCUGAGGGAGCUCUCUAGCAUGAGGGACAACUUGGAAAUGGAAGAGGGUUUGCGCGGACCGAAUGGAUUUGUUCGGGACAAGAUACCAAAGACGUGGGAGAGUUGGGUAUUCUUGGAGAGCGCUCGCCGCACGAUAUUGACGUCGUACGCCAUCACAUGCCUCAGCUGCAUGCUCAAGUCGGAAACUCCUGAUGAUGAAAUGUGGUGUGAUGAGAACGUAUUCACCGCCUCACGCCACCUCUGGGACGCAACCAACUCGGUUGAAUUCUACCGCUCGUGGCGUGAGAAGCCACAAUUUGUCAUCCAGAAUAUGGUGUUUAAGGACUUUUGGAUGUACGCCCGGCCGGACGACUGCGAUGAUUUUACGAAACUUAUGCUUACAUCGCAAGUCGGUGUUGAUGCAAUGCAGCAUUUUAUGAACGGAGAUAUCGCGAUACCAGUGAAUCCAGGGCGGGCACCCUGA
This is a messenger RNA of Pochonia chlamydosporia 170, 1740 nucleotides long. RefSeq names its product C6 zinc finger domain-containing protein. The coding region runs from base 1 to 1740 and encodes 579 amino acids. The record is from RefSeq and is a predicted model, not a curated record. Gene Ontology annotation, molecular function: zinc ion binding; DNA-binding transcription factor activity, RNA polymerase II-specific. The transcript is spliced from 4 exons. Gene Ontology annotation, biological process: regulation of DNA-templated transcription. NCBI's taxonomy places the organism in Eukaryota, Fungi, Ascomycota, Sordariomycetes, Hypocreales, Clavicipitaceae.